Messenger RNA from Neolamprologus brichardi, 2526 nucleotides. Lineage: Eukaryota; Metazoa; Chordata; Actinopteri; Cichliformes; Cichlidae. The record is from RefSeq and is a predicted model, not a curated record.
AUUGUUAUUAGCUAAUUUACUGUUAACUUACGGCGUAAAAGAAAGCAGCGUCAGAUUAGGUUUUAUUUUUAUUUCAGAAGUGAAAUUUGAUUGUAAACGGCGUUUUAAUACUGUCUAUAGUUUAUCCUCAUGACCCAGACAGUCAGUGCUGUACUAGGCGGCAGUAGCUGAAUGAAGCAGACGGGAGGAAGUGGCUGUUAAUGCAGCUCCACACCUUUCCGGUGUAGCAGCACUGCGACCAGCUCCACUCAAAGGAGAAAGGCGAGAGCUGGGUGUAUUUCUGGAGAAAGGAGUGAUAGAUAAGAGGGGGGACAGGAGUUACGCGAGUGGGUACAUGUGCUGCUGAGUCACAGAGGUUAUUCUCGAAGUCGUCCCUUCCCGCACGGCAAAGUUUCCCCGCACAGCGCUUGAUGGAGUAGCCGCAGAAAGCAGCUUUUCUCCUUUGGUAGAGAACAAGGGCGCACCCGGUGAAGAGGACCGCCAGACACAGACACCACAAGGAAUUCACAAGUACCGCGGCUUUUUGAGGGGAGGCCUAUACUCACAGCGUCUACUACCCUUCACUUUUUAAAUCGACUCUGCCCAAAUUUCACACACCGCUUUGUGUUGUUUUACACAAUACAAUGAACGCACAGCAGCCGCUGGUGUCAAAGUCUUAACCUCACCGUGCCAUGUUGUGUAUAGGCCCCGAAACCCGUGUGAUUUACUGAAGGUAAAUGACCCCGCUCUCAACAGGAUCCUGACAGACUUUGACGAGAAGUCCUGAUAAGGUUUGACAUGCUUAAGGACUUUUGACUUUCUAACCUUCAGUCACUCUUCAGAGACAUGUUUCCACCAGUAAAUAUAUUAUAAAAACUGAAGUUGUAAUCUAAGUGAGUAAUUACCAAAACGGUAUCUGAAACUUUUCUCAGUAGGCUCAGAAUAUAUAUGCACAAGAGUUCAAAAUGGGGAAAAUGCUCUCAAAAAUAUUUGGCAACAAGGAGAUGAGAAUAUUGAUGCUUGGACUUGAUGCUGCUGGAAAGACAACAAUCCUUUACAAACUGAAACUCGGACAGUCUGUGACCACAAUCCCUACAGUCGGCUUCAAUGUGGAAACUGUGACCUACAAAAACGUCAAGUUCAACGUAUGGGAUGUUGGAGGCCAGGAUAAGAUUCGCCCCCUGUGGCGACACUACUACACGGGCACCCAAGGGUUAAUUUUUGUGGUGGAUUGCGCGGACAGGGAUCGCAUCGACGAAGCAAGGCAGGAACUUCACCGCAUCAUUAAUGACCGGGAGAUGAGGGAUGCCAUCAUCUUGAUAUUCGCCAAUAAGCAAGACCUUCCGGAUGCCAUGAAGCCACACGAAAUACAAGAGAAGCUCGGAUUGACCCGCAUCAGAGAUAGGAAUUGGUAUGUUCAGCCCUCCUGUGCGACCACAGGUGAUGGACUAUAUGAGGGCUUGACAUGGCUAACCUCAAAUUACAAAUCUUAAUGAUUGAGUUGCUGACUGUUUUAGGUCAAAACUAUAAUAAAGUUGCAAGUAACAAAUAACUUCUCAAAAUGAGUAUGGUUAAGAAAAGUUGAUUAUUUCCCAUUUAUUUUUUAAUACUAUGUUUACCCCAUGACUAAUUUAUCUCUAACUGGGUUUGCCGGCUUAAAGUUCGCUUGUACUCUGUAGCAGGCCUAUAUCACAUUCAUUAUUUCUGGGGCUUGCUUGAUGAAUAUUGAGUUAAUCGGUCCUAAGGUUGAAGCCACAGAAAUCACCGCCUUUGCCUAUUCUUUCUCCUGUUUUGUAUAAUUUUUCUAAUGAAGCUGAAGUUUUUAUCUUAAUUCUUGGACUAAAGCUUGUUUCAAGGUUUCUCGGUCUCUGUUGCAUUGAACUUGGAUUUUUUUUUCUUCUUCUUCUAAGGUGAGCUCUUUAAUGUUAUGUAGCCUACAUGGAGGACUUUGACAUUUGUUUUAAGACAGUACUGUGAUGAAAAGUAUUCAUUCUCAAUGGUAUUGAGAAAAAAAAAUUUCACCAAUGCUUACAUUUCAUUCUCACCAGUUGGGGCAUCAGAGGAGGGAAAAGAAUGACUUUGGACAUGUUUUUUUACCCCUCUCAGUACCCUUAUGUGGGCUAUAUAUUUAACUGAUUGACCUUUUUGUGUCAUGUCUUGAUACCUAAUUGUGCUGAAUAUUCAACAAAUAGGCCUCCAGUAACUUUUAAACAUGCUUGUCGGGAUGCAUUUUUGAUUUUUGGGUAAUGCGUAGUCUGUCGACUCAAUCUUUCCAAAGGAAUGUCAUUCAGUUCUGAGCUCUCAAUCUGAUACCACAGUUGAUUAGCCUCAGCAAUGGGACAUUAUAUGAUAGCCUAUAUCUGUAGCAUGAGUACGAAAGUACAUUAACCCUACAUCAGAAUCCAUCUGUCACGCAGUCAGAGGGAGCUGCUUACUGGUGAAAUGUUAAAUGACACCUUGUGGUGCAGCUCUUACUCCUAUUUUGACUGGGGGUACCAUGUACAGAACAAUGUCAUUGUAAUGUCUUAUUAAAAAAGUGAUUUUAAA